Molecule: messenger RNA, 939 nt
Organism: Eimeria tenella
Lineage: Eukaryota; Apicomplexa; Conoidasida; Eucoccidiorida; Eimeriidae
Exons: 2
Coding region: 1-939 (312 amino acids)
Source: RefSeq, a predicted model, not a curated record
AUGACAGAAGACUCAUGUGGGGAGUCUCCAGCAGCAGCAGCAGAUCGAGCAGCUGCUGCUGCUGUUGUUGCCGCUGGAGCUGCAGCGCAGCAGCACCAGCAACAACAACAGCAAAACUACGGCGCCAGUUUCGCUGAGCUUCAUGCAGCAGCAGCAGCAGCUGCAGCAGAUGCAGCAGCAGAGCCAGCCGCUGCUGCAGCUGUUGAUUUGGGCUUAGGAGCGCCGCCCUCCCUGCUUCAGGCUACUGCUGUUGCUGCUGCUGCUGCUGUCUGCAGCCGCAAGAGCAGCAGCAGCCUAGAUAGAGAGGGAUCACCAUGCCCAUCCACUUCGCCUAAGCAGCAGAAGCAGCAACAGCAGCAGCAGCAACAACAACAGCAGCAUCAGCAGCAGCAGCAACAGCAGAGCGCUGUUUUCGAAAAGCCGCAGACGCAGUACCUUGGAGGUCAUGAGUGUCUGCUGCCCUCGCAGCAGCAGCAGCAGCAGCAGCAACUUCUGCUGCCGCUGCAGCAGCAGCAGCUUCUGCUGCAGCAGCAACUUCUGCAGCAGCAAAGGGACCGCCUCCGGUGUGAGGAGCAGCAGCUUCGGCUGAGGCUCGAGCAGCUGCAGCAAGAGAAUGCGGAGCGCUCUGCAGCCGCUGCAGCCUCCACUGCAGCAGCAGCAGCAGCAAGUGCAGCAGGAGAGCAAGCUGACUGGAGCAGCAGCUACUGCAGCAACAGCAACCGAGGCAGCAAGACAGGCGAACGCAGCAGCAGCAGCAGCAACAGCAGCAGCAGCUCUCCUUCUGUCGCGUUGCUCGUGCAGCAACUGGAGCAGCAGGAGCAGCAUCUUCGUUUGCUGCGGCGGAACGAACAGCAGCAGCAGCAGCAGCAGCAACAGCAGCAGCAAGAGGCUUUAUCUGCUCUAAACCAUCACAGCCGCAGCAGCAGCAGCAGCAGAUAG